CUUUUAUAUACGUGAAAGCUGCAUUUAUUAACAACACUAUAGAAAGUGUAACACUCGAAAGGAAUGUUUUUGGUUGAGAAGAGAGAGAGAGAGAGACGCUGAAGAAGAAGAGAUUGUUAAUUACUUAAUUUAAAGACCUAUUUGAAGCUGCCAAAUCCACUAUAGAGAUUCUUAAACGCGUCAAUUGAUUCUCAUAUGGUUUAACACAUUCAAUGCAAAAAUGCUCUAAAUUCAUUAAAACAAGAAAUAUGCAACCUUCUCAUUUCCUCUCUCUGUGACAUUCCUUAUUUCUUACCACUAUUUAUUGUUGUAUCCUCGUACCUCCUCUUUGUUCUGUCUUAAAGAAACCACCAACCAAGCCAGUAAUAUCUUCAAGAAUCACUUAAACUUUCAUGCUUUUUAAAAAGGGUAACCUUAAAGUCCUAAAACUAAUAUUUUUUUGUCUUUCUUGAAGCUAAUUAUGGAGGGACUAAUGAAAUUUGGAGGAUUAGAAGAACAGUUCAGUCAAUUUUCAGAUAACGCAAUUGAUGAGAAGACCCCAUUUCUGCAAAUGCUACAAUGCAUAGAACCCACUUUUAGUACUGCAGAACCAAACCAGACAUUCCAGUCACUUCUCCAGAGCCAAACCCUAGAACCAGAGAGCUGCCUCACUCUUGAAACCAUCAAAAGAGAUCCGGGUCAAGAUGAAGACCCGGUAAAGGAUCCGAAAACCGAAGAUGGAGCGGCAAAGGUCAAGGAGAAACGAAAACGUAAACGGACAAGAGCUCCAAAGAACAAAGAUGAAGUUGAGAACCAAAGGAUGACUCACAUUGCCGUUGAACGUAACCGGAGACGACAAAUGAACCAACACUUAAACUCUCUUCGGUCUCUUAUGCCUCCAACCUUUCUUCAACGGGGUGAUCAAGCUUCGAUAGUAGGAGGAGCCAUAGAUUACAUAAAGGAGCUCGAGCAGCUUUUGCAAUCUCUAGAGGCUGAGAAACAGAGCGAAGGAGCUAGUGAAAACCCUAAAACGGCGUCGUCUUAUUCUUCAUCUUCUUCUCGUGCAUGCACUAACUCAUCUGUUUCUAGCGUCUCGCCGACGUCGGAAGAUGGGUUUACGGCGAGAUUUGGAGGCGGAGAGACGGCGGAUGUGGAAGCUACGGUGAUACAGAACCAUGUGAGCUUGAAGGUUCGUUGUAAGAGAGGAAGAGGACAGAUCUUGAGAGCUAUCAUCUCCAUUGAAAACCUAAAGCUCUCGAUACUGCAUCUCACUAUCUCUACUUCCUUUGACUUUGUCUUCUACUCCUUUAAUCUCAAGAUAGAAGAUGGGUGUAAGGUACGAUCAGCUGAUGAGAUAGCAACAGCCGUUCAUCAGAUUUUCGAGCAAAUCAACGGUGUAAUGAUGUGGUCAAAUCGCAGUCGAACUUAGUUGACUUCUGACUCUUUUUCUUCCCUGUAGUGUGUUUAGCUUUAGGUUACAAAAUGGAACGUGAAAUAAAUAAAUAAAACCUAAAUUGACUUUUUUGAGGGGGUUAACCAGUUUAAUUGUUCCUUUAGCUUUUAAUUCAAUCGCUGAGUAUUAUAUUUUCAUUUAUGGCCACUUAUAAAUGUUACUGUUGUUGCGUGUGACUUUCGAACUAA
Messenger RNA from Eruca vesicaria subsp. sativa (arugula), 1620 nucleotides. The record is from the annotation of a GenBank genome assembly. Lineage: Eukaryota; Viridiplantae; Streptophyta; Magnoliopsida; Brassicales; Brassicaceae.